CACAAACAUCGUAUAGCCCGAGUUCAUUCGAAAAUACAAAGCGCUAACGCGUAGUCCGUGUGUGGAAUAGCGCUCGAGCUCCGAGCCCUUAGUUCAGUUGAUCGCAGAUAGCGGAUAGCGCGCUUAUUUUAUUUCGGCUAUAGUAGUUUCCGAGACUUAGCAUCAGCGAUCAGCGAUCCGUGCGUCGAACGGAACAGCUGUAUAGGUGUAGAGCAAAUCUAAAAUUAGUAGAGUGGUUGGUUUGGUUUAGUUCGAUUGCGCGCCUCACCGAGAGCACCACGUGUAAUUCAUCCACCAGUGACUUUAUGUGGCUGCCCGCACCGGCUUACAUAUGCGAGAUCGCAAGAGUACCUUUACCAAGGAGUACAUAAACAACAUUUUCAACCCUUUGACGCGACCGACCAGGCCUACUUCUAGACCGGACAAUCACGGUACAGCUCGUGUUGCUGAAGAGCAGCGCGCAGCACUUUCGGACGCAGAAGAGCAAGUCAAGAUGCUGAUGCCCAGUGCUGGAAUCGCGGCUUCCACCGAGACCGAUAGUCUCGUUGGGGGUUUGGGUACUCUGGGUGUCUUGGGGGCCGCUGGUGCCCUCAAUGGCACCGGCGUCCAGAACAAGGAUACCACCUGGACUAAGCUCUUCGUCGGUGGUUUACCCUACCAUACUAGUGAUAAGUCACUUAGAGAUCACUUCGCCGUUUACGGCGACAUUGAAGAGGCUGUGGUUAUUACUGAUAGACAAACUGGAAAAAGUAGAGGAUACGGAUUUGUAAUUAUGGGCGACCGAGCGUCAGCAGAACGAGCAUGUAAAGACCCCAAUCCAAUUAUAGAUGGAAGAAAAGCUAAUGUAAAUUUAGCGAUAUUAGGAGCAAAACCUAGAGGAAAUGUUCCAACUGGAUUCCCGUUUCCCAGCGUGAGAGCAGGAGCGUAUCCGGCCCUUUUGCCCAGUCAAUACGGAGUGCCACCAGGCUACGUCUAUCAAUCGCCGUAUUUAGCAGCCACAGCCCCAGGCAGCUUGGUUCCUCUGCAAGCUACGCAACUGACGCACGCAGCUGCCGUAGCUGCAGCGGCGACAUCGCAAUUUUACGAGUACCAAAACGCCGCAGCGGUAGCUGCAGCCGCAGCUGCUCCUUACACGGGACAGUAUUCUAACGGCUUCGAUGCUUACACACCGUAUACAGCAUCAGCAGGUACUGCAAGUUACAUGCCGUACACGUACGCAGCUUUGCCGCAGACUCCUGGGUUACCUACUGCAACAGCUGGAGCUUUCCCAGGAAUUCCUUAUCAGACGGCUGCGCAGGCGCAAACUCUGCAAGAGGCUCGAUUACAGUAAUUGAAGUAGUUCACGAAAUUUGCACGUAAGAAGCGAAUUUUUUUAGUGAUUACAGUAAAAUUAGUGAGAGAAUUGUGUACUUAAAUCAUUUGAAGGAAUCAUAUCGGCAUACAAAUGCUUGAGUUUGAUAUGAUCAAUGCUAUUCUCAUUUUUUAUGGAAAAUAUUUAUAUUUUUUUGAUAUUUAUGUAGAUCUGUUGAAGACUGCACCAAUAAAAAUUAUUGAAGGUAACAUUACCUCUAUACGUAGGUGCAAUUUUAAAUUAAUUUAUUAUUUGUAGCGAAUAAUUCCAGUUUAGUUACCACUUAAUGAAAAAAAUCAAUGCUCAAUUGAAAAGUAACAGACUUUCGAAAUUGCUCGUACUUUUGCAGAUAGUUUAUUUGUUUUACUGCAAGAGAUGUGCAAUAAUUAUUUGAACCUUAAAUUAAGUAGAAUUAUUUCAUUAGAUUUGAAAGUAUCUAGUUCUAGUCUUUUAUUGAUAGUACUUAAAAGUAUAUUUAUGUUAGGUAUGUAAAAAUUAUACGAAAAUAAUGACUUCGCGUCUCUAAAAAAUGACGCCAGUAUUAUUAUUGGAAAGAUUGACAAUAUCUACAUUCGAAUUUUCUUGCAAAAUUUUCGAUAAUCUUUCGUCUAUGUAUGUUCAGAAAUUACAUAGGUAACGCACAUAAAAUUUGGAAAUUGUUAUAGUGAGUUUUCAGAAACUUUUUCGAACUUUUCUCGACUGCCCAAUCCAAUAAAGAUUUCAAUACGAAUAAUUCUUUAUUGGGCUUACAUGAGUACAGGGUGUGUCUUCACUAUUUUCAAAUUGUUCAAAUGAAUGUUUCAUAUAGUUAUUAAACAAAAUAUAGGUACAUAUUUUAGUGAUUAAUUAGUAAUAAUAUACCCUGUAUAUUUCAGCUAGGUACUACCAGAAAAAUGUAUUUAUAUAUACAAGGUGUUUUAAUAGAAGCAACUAACUAAACUAAAAAAAUUAGAAUAAUUAGUUCAAUAUAGGUAUUUCUUAUUUUCUUUGCUUCUACUACGAAGCACUCUGUAUAUAUUGUACUACUCACAUUCAAUUUAUUGUCAUUGUACUGCACAUAUAGAUGUUUAGCGCACUAAUAAAUGUAAAAUUGUACCUUUAUUAAAUACAUAUUUAAUACAUUACAUUAUACCUAUAAUACUAAGUAGUACAACAUUUGAUUCGGUCGACAAUCGUUAAUUCUUCUAAGAUAGACAAUUUUUAAAAUGAAUUUAUAUUUAGGUACGUUCAUGUAGAUCUUUAAGAAAUUAAACAUAAUGCUACUAAGGCGAUUAAUACACAAUAAAGUCAAGAUUGUACAUUUUAAUACAAAAAAACUGGCAUCUACUCUGUUUUAGCAAGACAAUAUAAAUAAUUACAAUUUACUUGUAUGUUUUAUGUAUAAAUAUGGUAGAAGACACUGUUCAUAUUGUAACUUCCAUAACCUUAUACGAAAAAAACUUGAUUAAUUAGACAUGUAAUUUGUGCAUUCAACUGGUUUAUAUUGUUCAAGAAUGAUGGGAUAAUUAAUUUAAAUAUUUUAUCAUUUGAGCUACAGGGAGUUUGUUUUUAUCUUGGAAGAGAAAGCUCAGUCUAGGAUCUUCGCAUAACAUAAGAAUUUGUUACAAUAUGAAUUUAAGGAGGUGCAUAAAGACUUCUAGUCAUUCUUUACAGUUCAGCAGUUAUUUUAUUUAUUAGAAGUUAAUAAUACUCCUAUACUAAAAAUAUACCGUUAAAUUUUGCAAUUUAUGAGAAUUAAUUUUCUUUUUUUUACACUUAUUUAUUUCUUUGUCGGAUAUAAUUGCAGCUGAUACUGUAUAGUUGUUUUGAAUUUUGUACGAUCCGUCCAAGGGUAUUGCUAGUGCCUCUUCUAACAAUAAAAAAAACAUUUAUUGCCUAAAAUUAAAAAUUUAAUUAAAGUAACUAUAGUAAUUGUAGUAUCCUAGUUGAUUUCUAAAUGUGACAAUUCUUUGUAUAUUUACAAAAGAAAACAUUUCUUCACAUUUAAAUUAUGAAUUAUUGUAUAAAAACAUCAGUAAUACAUAUUUUUAACUAGUCGAUUUAAUUAUAAAUAUCUCUUUAUAUUUUAGUUAUUU
Molecule: messenger RNA, 3426 nt
Organism: Phyllotreta striolata
Lineage: Eukaryota; Metazoa; Arthropoda; Insecta; Coleoptera; Chrysomelidae
Source: the annotation of a GenBank genome assembly